CCUCUCCAUGCAGGAACUGGAGUCAGAGGCUUCCCCUGCUGCCUGCAGGGAGAGACCAUUAGGAAUGCCUCCCCGUGCCUGGUUUCCUGAGGUAUCUGACGUUAGACACUGGGCCCGGAGCACUCUGAGCACAUCUCACCCGCAUCUCUGCAGGAAUCAGGAUGCAGGCCAAAUACAGCAGCACGAGGGAUAUGCUCGAUGAGGAUGACACCACUGUAAGCCUGUAUUCUGGAGCUUCUACUGUCACCAGACGUGCAGAGCCCAGGCACCAAGAGAAUGAGACUCCCUCUUCAGUUUGGCGUCCCGUGGCCCUGACCCUGCUGACCUUGUGUGUGGUGCUUCUCAUCGGCCUGGCCGCCCUGGGCCUUGUGUUUUUUCAGUUCUACCAGCUCUCCAAUACCCAGCAAGAGAACAUCGCUGAACAGGAGGAAAGACUGGGAAACUUGUCCCGACAACUGCAGUCCCUCCAGAGCCAGAACAGGAGACUCACAGACACUCUGCAGCAUGUAGCUGUCAAACUGUGUCGCGAACUUUACAAUAAAAGUGGAGAACACAGAUGCAGCCCAUGCCCUGAAAAAUGGAAGUGGCAUGGUGGCAAAUGCUACCACUUCUAUAAAGAGAGUAAAAGCUGGCAGGGAUGUGAAUAUUUCUGCCUGACUGACAAUGCCACCAUGCUGAAGAUAAGCACACAGGAAGAGCUGGAUUUUGCCAUGCCUCAGAGCUACUCUGAGUUUUUCUACUCUUAUUGGACAGGGCUCUCCCGCAAUGGCAGUGGCAAAGCCUGGCUGUGGACAGAUGGGACACCGUACUCCUUUGAACUGUUUGAGAUUAUAAUCGAUCCCACCAACCUGAGAAACAGGGACUGUAUGACCAUCUUCAAUGGAAAGGCUUACUCAAAGGACUGCAAAGAGCUGAGAAGGUGUGCCUGUGAGCGGGUGGCAGGGAGAGUGGUACCCGAGGUGCUUCAGCAGGUGGCAUGAGCCAUUGAGCAGUGCGGGCCAACAGGUCAGCUUCAAAUGCCAGCCAGCAAAGGGGCCGAGUCAAGUGUGGCCACCGCAAAGGACAUUCAAAGCUUUGAGAAACACUGGGGCAGCUGCUGGGACCGCUGCUUGAGAGGUUCUUCUCAUUCUGAUUCUGCAUCACCCGUAACUGAGUUCCGGGUUCUUGCACAUAUGUGCCUGUCAAAGGAUUCUUACCCACGAACCACCAACUAGCCCCGGUAAGCAAGAUAGUCGUCCUCCUUGAUUUACAGAAGCCUUUCAGCUGUCUCCCUUCUCGGUGUCUGUUUUCACCCUCUUAUCCAUGCCUCCCUUACACUAGGAAAAGAGAGACACAUAAGAAAAUAGAGGCACUGAUAGGAAGCCACUAACUGUGCGUGGUGAUGUCCACGCAAGGACUGGCGCCUUCUGUCUCUCAGCACUUGGAAGGUAGAGACAAGACAUGAAAAGUUUGAGGCCACAUCAGCUACGUAGCAAGUCGGAAGCCAUUGUAGGCUGUAUGAGAACCAGUUCUCAAACAGAAAGAAAGAACAAGAGAGAAAAGAAAGAAGAAAGGAGAAGAUCAAAGCAACACAGAGAACAGAAAAAAUUGAAGAGGAGUCCCUUUUCCCAACAGGCAGUUCGAAAGAACUAGUGGCUGUCCCCCUGCUGUGGUGUUCACACAGCUAAUCCAUUUUGUUACCAACUGCACUUUGCCUUUCCCAGGCUCUCAGCAAUGAUUUCCCCUGCUAUGCUGUGGCCACCUCUUCAACUGAGAUGGUUCUCAUUAUGUCAGUCUCCAUUUCAUCAAGUGUGUCUCUCUCCUAAUCAAUCAGAUCUCCUAGGAAAGAGAUGAUGUCAACUCUGAUCUAAGUUAGAGUUGCUGUCUCUAUACUCCAACAAGGAGACUGGAGUACAGAUGAAAAUUAUUCCCUUUACAUGCAUAGAUAGUAGUUUGAUUUCUUCCUCCAUCCUGUUUGAACCGUGUUUCUACUUUUCAGGUACUGAAUAUUUAAUAAUAAUAAGUGUGAAGAAUGUGAA
This is a messenger RNA of Phodopus roborovskii (desert hamster), 2018 nucleotides long. RefSeq names its product C-type lectin domain family 1 member A (gene Clec1a). NCBI's taxonomy places the organism in Eukaryota, Metazoa, Chordata, Mammalia, Rodentia, Cricetidae. The record is from RefSeq and is a predicted model, not a curated record. The transcript has 6 exons. The coding region runs from base 162 to 980 and encodes 272 amino acids.